AUGACGAUACAAAAAUAUUCUUACGAUGGCUUUUUGAAUUUGCAUAAUGAACUGCUAAACUCAAAUAUGAGUAUAACCCAAGAAAUAAAAGCAAAUAACAUGUUAGAUGCUAUUGAGCAUCUUGAUGAAUAUCGUAUUCACAAUGAUAAUAUAUACGAGGUGUUUACAAACUCGUGUUCAUCUUUUGUAGAAAAAAUAUAUACAGAAAAUUUUUUAGGAAUAAAUAAGUCAUUGAUGUUACUUAAUGAACUAUUAAUAAAAGAAGUAAAAUAUUUAUUAUUACAUAAAAAUGAAUUAAUAUCAGAAAAAAAUCAAAUAGAUGAGGAAAAUUUUAAAAGAGACUUAGUUGAUAAGUUAUAUGAUGAAUUUUUACAACACGAAAAAUCUGAAAAAGAUCAAAAUAUAUUACUUUAUUUUAAUAAAAUUAACAUGGCAUAUAAAUUAAGGACAUUUCUAGAUUUAUAUUCUGCUUACACACCAGAAGCUCACGAAAUAAUAUUGAGUUUAAUACAAAUAGAUGCAUCUAAAAUCACUAUAAAUUAUAUUGCAAUUUUAAACAAUUUCGAAAAUAUAUUAAAAUCAAGCGAUCCAUAUAUAUUAUUAAAGGACUAUUUUACUGGAGAUGAAAGUAUUAUAAAUAUGUCCUUAAGAACAUAUUGGACCUGUCUAAAAAAUUUAUAUUUAUAUUUUAUAUCAUAUAAUUCUCACAUUUUACAAAUAUUAGGAGACGAUUUUAAAAAUCGAAUUUUUAAAUAUUUAGAUAAUGUUAUAUGUAAGAAAGAAAGAAGAAUUAUAAAUAAUGAUGAAUCAAAUUAUUUUCUUAAUAUAUAUAAUUUUUUUGAUGCAUUUUCAUCUCUUAUUAUAUCAAAAGUUUAUAAUUCUAAAGUUAUUAUUUUAAAUGAAAAUGGCAUUCUUAUAUCUAUACUUAUGAAUACCUUGCCAGAUAGAUUAAUUCAAUUAGUAUCAAAUAAAUAUUAUUCUGGUACUUUAAUUCCUCAUAGAUUAUUUUUAGAUUUUACUUACCUUUCAGUUCAUAAUAAAUUCUCUAUUUUAAAUUCGUUGAAAAAUUUUGGAAUAACAUCUAUAACCAAUGUCCUAUACAAUCCUUCAGAAAUCACGAUAACUUCUGUAACUUCAAAGGAAAAUGAAACAAUAAAAAAAUCUAUAAAGGAGGAAAUAUUAAACAAUCCCAAAAAAACAAAUAGUGAUAAAGACAACCCUAGUUUAAAUCAUUAUAAAAAUAUUGGCGAUAUUAUUAAAGAAUAUGAUGGAACUAAUUUAGUAACUGAAUAUCAUAUAUAUAGGUUAAUGUUAGAUGUAGCUAAAGGAAAUUUGAAAAAUUUAAGUUUAUUAUUUUCUAUAGAAAUCAUAAAUUAUAUUGAUGAUCAUUGUGAAGAUGUAUAUAUGGAAGACGACGAGUUAAAUAAUUAUUCAUCGAAUGAUAAUGGAGGAAGCGAUAGUUCCAAAGAUAAAAACAAAGAAGAAGAAGCAGAAGAAGAAAAAAAAGAAAAAAAAAAAGAAGCAGAAAUAGAAAAGAAUAUGGAGCAUAUAUUGGAAAAUGAUAUAUCAUAUUAUAAUGAUAUAGAUUUUCAAUUUCAUCAUUUAAAAGAAAAAAAAGAUGAAUAUAAAGAUGUGUUGUAUGAUAAACCCAUAGAAUACGCUUCAAAUAGUUAUCUAAACAAUAGUGAGGAAUUAAAAAUGUUAUAUCAAUCUCUAUCGAAAACUGAAGAAAAUAAAACUGAUACUUUUAGUAAACAGAUUGAAACAGAUGGAAAUAGUAAUGGAAAUGUUAAUCGAAAUAUUAAUGAAAAUAGUAAUGGAAAUGUUAAUCGAAAUAUUAAUGAAAAUAGUAAUGGAAAUGUUAAUCGAAAUAUUAAUGGAAACAUUAAUGAAAAUAGUAAUGGAAAUGUUAAUCGAAAUAGUAAUGGAAAUAGUAAUGGAAAUUCUAAUCGAAAUAGUAAUGGAAAUGUUAAUCGAAAUAAUGGUGAAUAUAUUGAGCCUAUAGUAAUAAUAACCAAACGAACCCCCAAAGGUAAAUCCAAAUACAUAUCAAAUAAUCCCCAAAAUAUAAACGAUUACACUAAUUUAGAAGUAAAAAACACUACACAAAAAACAAAAGAACAAGCAUCUAGUGACUAUAAUGAUAAUUCAUCAUUUCCUUCUGAAUUAUCUUUCUUAAAUAAUGAGAGUGCCUAUAAACAUAUGGACUUGAAUCAAAAUGAAAUACCAAAUUACUUUUCAAAUAUAAUAAAAAGAAAUUAUGAAAAAUCUUGUUCAAUCAAUCAAUGUGGGCUUAAGGUUGAUGCACCAUCAGAUUAUUCCGAAAAUGUAAUUGACCAUUACACGUCUCCAACAGAAAUGAAUUUUAGUGAAAAAUCACAUAUAAAAAAAAUUCCAGAAACUGAAAAAAAAAACGAAAAAAAACAAAAUGUAGAUAAAAAUAAAGACCAAAAUAUGGAAACUGAACAAAGUAUGCAGUUUAAUGACUCCGAUAUAGUAGUAGAUACCGAUAGCGAUGUGGAAAAUAAAUUAAAAGGGCUAUAUGAAUUUCCGAUAAGCCCCUUUCAAAAUAUUAAGGGGAAUAAUAGCAAUAAUCCCAGUAUGGAUAGUAUAGACACAAAAAAUACCACCUUAAAUUCUAAUUCUACUACUAAUAGCACUAGUGAUGAUACAUAUUUUGAAAAAAAUGUGAGGGAAAUGUUAAACAGUGCAGUGUUUCUAAAAGAUAUAUGUAAAAAAAAGAAAAAAAUUUUAAACAUAGAAAAAUUAAGAAGUAUUGAAGAAUUAAAAUAUGAUUUAUUAAGAACAAAGUAUGGUAUAUUAUAUAAGAAUUUAUUAUUUUUAAACGAAAAGAAUUUAAAAAAAAUAUUUGAAUCUACCUUUUUUGAUUCAGAUCAAAUGAAAGAUUCUAUUAUUAGAAUUAUGUCUGCAUAUGAAAUAGGAAAUUUAAAAAAUAUUUUAAAAGUUAAUAUGAAUGAUUUAAAUGAAUAUUUUUAUCAAUCAAAAAAUAUAUUUAAAAAUAAAAAAAAGGUUUUAUCAUUUUUUAGUUUAAAUACUAAUCAAAAUGUUAUAAAUAAAAUAGAGACAAAAUUAUAUUCUGUAUUUACAAUAGUAUGGUUGCAUUAUACAAAUUAUUUAAGAAAAAUAUUAGAUAUAUUUUCACAAAAUGAAUUAAAUAUUCUAUCAAAUAUGUAUUAUACACUUAUGGUAACUAAUGAGGAUAAUCAUCAUCUAAGUCUUCUAAAUUAUUUCGGGUUUACAGAUGUUUUUAUUAUGUAUAUAUUAUUUGUAGGAUUAAAGAAAAAUAUCCAUUAUAUAAAUCAAAAUAAGUCUUAUACCAUUCAAAAUAAACAACUUAGAAAUAUAGACCCUAUACAAAUAUCACGUGGGUAUGAUGGAUAUUAUUAUAUAUUUAAAAAUAUGGUUGCUACAAAAAUUUUGGACUCAAGCCAAGGGAUUAAGUAUAAGAUCAAUGCUGGAUUCACUCUGAAUUUUUAUACUGUUAAGAAUAUAGAUAAAUACAAUUCUGAAAGUAUGAUAAAAAUCAAAUUUGAAUUAAGCAAUGAUAGAAAAAUAUCUGUAUCGAAAAAAAUUUUAUAUGCAAUACUAGACCCUAUAAAAUAUGAAGAAUUCACAUAUAACAAAAAAGACAGUAAUAUAAUUGAAAGAUAUCCAUCUCUUGUAAUAUAUAGAAAACAUAUUGGAGAUACUAUUAAUGAUAUAUCAUCUUUAAUUACUGUUAUCAUAUGUGGAAAAUUAUAUAAAUUGAAUGAGGUCAAAGCAUGUAUAGAAACAAAAAAUGUUUUUCCGCUCUUUACCAAAAAAAUAAAUUCGAUUAUUCAUAAUUUUUAUAACAAUAGCAUUAGUUUUAAAAGCACUGCUUUUAUUUUAAACAAAGACUCUUAUAAUAUUUUCAGCAAUUUUUAUCAUAAUCCAAAAAUACUUAUGGAUACCCUGAUUCAGCAUCUAAAAGGAAUGACACAAGAGAUAAAAAAACUGUCUAGCGAAAACCAAAUAAGAUAUAAUUUUUCCUUUGUUUACAAUUUGAUAAAGGUGUAUAUACUAAGUGGAACUACUCCUAACAAUGAAACAAAGGAUUAUUUAUUUUCGUUAGAGGAAAUUAUUUUUAAAUACAAAAUAUAUAGCCAAAAAAUAGCCACUUCCAUUGUUAAUUUAAGUAGAAAAUACCCAGGCAACCAAAAAUUUAUAAAGACCAUAAACACAAUUUCCCUAAUUUUGUAUAGAAUAAAGAUAGAGGAACUUUCAUCACAUGUUGGUAAUAAUGAAUAUCCUGCGUUUCAGAAUGAAAUAUUGAUCCUCGAUUUAAUGGAUAUAAUAAAUAUAGUUGUAUUUUUUAACAAGGUAUUAAAUAAAAUUAUAAAAACGGAUGAACUGGAAAGAUUAGUAGAUAAAGACAAUAUAAUAAAAAUUCAUAUAGAUGAAAUAAUAAUAAUAGUUGAGAAAAUAUUCAAUAAAUGUGAAAAUUACUUUUAUGAUAUAAUAGACAAUAAUAUAAGAAAUGCUAUAAUAAAUAUCUUAUUAAAAAAAAUGAAACUUACAUUUAUUUAUUAUAAAUAUUUUUUUGAUAAUAAUAUUGAAGAAUUAUCUUUAAAAUUUAUUAAUAAUUUAAAACAAAAAAAAUCAUUUAUUAUGUUUUACGAACCAAAUAAUUAUUAUUAUCCAAUUGAAAUUUCUUAUGGUAAAAUAAAAGAUUUUGAACAAAUAUUUUUUUUAGAUUUAAUUGAAUAUAAUUAUUCUAAUAAUAAGACUUUUCACAAUAAAUAUUCAAUAGAAAACAAAAAAAAAGAACCUAAACAAAUUUUGUUAAAAUUAAUUAAAACUACUAAAAGUAUAUCUUUAUUAUAUCAUGUAUUUAACAUUCCUAAAGAAUAUAAUGAUAAUCUAUUUGAUAUAAUCUUUGAUAUUGUCAAACAAUCUUCUGUCUAUAACACAUUUGUUCAGAAAAGUAGACUAUGGGGUCACAAUGUCCCUAUAGAAACGCAUUUUAAACUUUAUUUUGCAAAUUUCCGAAAAUUAAUUAGGUACUAUAUAGAAAGUAACAAAAUAGACAAAUUAAUAAAUUCCAUGCUAAACUAUAACGAAUCUGAUGUAAAUAUAGAGCGUUCUAGAGAAGAGGAUGAAAAAAUAAAGAAAGACAAAAAAAAUGAUCUAUAUAGUUGCAUAAAGGAACAAUGGUUAUAUAAAUACAAUUUAAAAAAUAUGAAAAUAUAUCUGCCAAAUAUUAAAUUAAGAAUUAAUUUGGAUCCACAAGAUAUAAAAAAGUGUGUUAAUAAAAAUUCUAGUUAUUCUCAUUUAGGAAAGCUAACUGAUAUUAUGUUAAAUAUAUUAGUUUAUGAAUUACAUAAUAUUUUUAAUGCGCAAAAAAAAAUGAAUUUGGUAUUUUCGACUAUGGAUAUAGAAAUGCAGGAUAUUAGCAGUAAAUUGUUAUUUAAAAUAAAUAAUAUAUUAAAUAUUAAACAAAAAAUAUCCCUUUUUUAUUAUUCAAAAAAUGCUCUAAUGCAUUUUACUGAAAUAUUAAGUUAUCAUUAUAAAGAAAACAUAACAUUAUACUCAGAAAAUUCACAAAAUGGGUAUGAUAUGCAUUCUUUUAAAUCUCAAAAAAGAAGAGAAAAUAGGCAUAAACAAAUUGUAAUACUUAAGAAGGGGAAUACAUUCAGAGUAUACGAACAAAAUCCUAUUUUCCAAAAUGGUGUAUAUAGUUUGCAGAACGAGGCUUACUUUCUGAUGCACCACGAAAAGGUAAUGAAUAUAAAGGAUUAUCUUGAGUCUUUAGAAAAAACAUACUCAGAAACACAAAUGUCAGCUAUCGAAGAUAUACAUUUAGUUAUAGUAAAUAACAUAAACGAUCAAACAGAUAUUAAUAGUAUUCAUAAAAUGAUUGAAGAUUUAAUAAAACAUAAAGAUGUUGGAUCUCUAAAAACUAAUAUAUUAGAAAAUUUGAUUGAUUUAAAUAUAUUAAAUAAUAGAAAUAAUAGGAUUCGAAAUAAUUAUUUGAAUAUAUUACAUUUAGAAAUAUUUUCUUUAUUUUCUUUUGGCCCAUAUCAUAAUAUAUAUAAUUUAUUAGACGACUUAUUUUUAUAUGAUAAUAAAUUAUUAAACUGGUUCAAAGGAUGGAUAAUAUUAAAUAAUAAUAUAAAUUAUAAUGAUCAUAAUAAUUUUAAUCAAUUAUUAUUUAUAUCUUCUCUAAGAUAUAUGAUAAAAACAUUGAAUAUGAAAAUUAGUAAAAAAACAUUAACAAAAAAAUACUUCAAAUAUAUACCUAAAUUAUACGACAAAAAAAGGGCCAGAAAUAUAAACUUAAACUUUGAAGAAAUUAAACCAAAUUCAAUUUUAAAAAAUGAAAAUGAUUACAAAAAAGAAAAUUAUAAUAGUGGUACGGAUAAAAUUUUUUUAAAUCGUGUCAAAGAAUAUAGAAUUAAUUCUAAACUUCGAGAUAAAAUUUUAGAAGAAAUAGACAAAUACAAAUUUUCGAUAUCAUUAGACCAUUAUAAACAAGAUUAUUAUUUUUUAUCUUUAGUAGGUUUAGGUUAUUCAUAUAUUAACAAAUUUAGUGAAUUAAAAUUAGGUCUAUAUAAACCUGUUAAUAUUAUAUUAAACAAAUUGUAUAAUAUAUUUUAUGUUACUGAAUUAAUAGAAACUGUAAAUGUAUUUGUAAAUGUGAUUGUAAAUAUUUAUAAAAUCAUAUUUUAUAAUAAUAGUAAAUAUAUAAUUGAAAAUGGAAAAAUAAAAUUAAGUAAAGAAAAAAAAGAAGAAUUAGCUAAAUUUAUCUUAUUAGAAGAAAAUAUAAACAUUGAGUGUCUACAUAAUCACAUUCACAAAGGUCAUAAUUUUUUUACUCAUGAUAAUUCUGAUGAUACAAAUUAUUCAUUAUCUAAUAAUGAACAUUAUUUAAAUUAUGUAAUAAAAAAUGUAUGUGAUUUUUUCUAUUCUGUUUUUAAUUGUUUUCAUGAUAAUGCUUGUUUUUCAAAAAAUGAAAAAUAUGCUAAAAAUAUUAUAAAUAUAUACCUCAAAAAAACUGGAUUCCAAAAAAAUAUGAUAUGGUUGAUGCCAUUUUUAUCAAAUCAUUUUAAAAGUUCAUUAGUUAUAUUAUAUAUAGAACCAAAUGAUACAAUUACUUUAUAUAAAUAUCAAGAUAAUACUCCUACAGAAUUUAGCAUACAAAUACUAGUACACAAUGGCAAAAUGUCUUUAAUACUUCCUACCUAUUUUAUAUACACAAAUAUAAUAUAUAUGACUACUACAAUAUUUGUAGAAAAUGAAAGACAUAUUAGAAGUGUUUCAAAUAUUAAUACUAAUAAUAAUGACUCCACUGAUAUAAUUAAUAGUAAUAUGGAACCGUUGUACAGAACAAUACAAGAGUGCAAAUUAAUAAGUGAUGAAUCUAUAAUAAACACACAAAAGGCAAAUCAUUACUACAAUACUUACUUUGAUAUUAUCGAAUAUAAAUUAAAUGCACUAGUUUCUAAUAAAAUUGGGCUAUAUAACUUCCUAAUAUCUAUAAGAGAAGAUAUAUUAAAUUUUAAAUAUUUUAUGUUUUAUAAAAAUUUAAUACGAUUUUUAAGAUUGAUGGAUAUACUUCUAGAAGUUCUAAGUUCAAAUAUGCAAAUAUAUUCUGACUUUAUAUAUUUUCAAGAUAUAUUAAACACACCCAGUAGUUUAAUAGAAAGUUCUAUUAAUAAUAUAAUAACAUUUUUAGAAAAAGAAAAGUUUGACAUUUUCACCAAAAGUCAAAAACAAAAAUAUUAUGAUAUAUUAUUAGAAUAUUAUAAUAAUUAUUAUUAUAAAACCGGAGUAUAUUUAAAAUUACUUGAUUUUAUUUUGAAUAAUAUUAAAACGGAUUUAAAAAUGAAUCCAGAUUUUGUUAUUAUUGAUCCGAAUAAUAAGCAUGAACAAAAUACUAAACAAAGAAAAAUUUAUAUGCUCAAAAAUUUUGAAGAUUUAAUUAUUUGUGAACAUAUAAAAAUUGUAUAUAAUAUUAUGAAAUAUGUAGAAAUCUACAUAGACAAUAUAAUUAAUAAUGUUAUACAUAAGACAGAAAAAGAAAAUAAUGAAAAACCCUCAUUAAAUAAAAAAAAAAUAUUACGAGAAUGUUGCUUAAAAUAUGAUUACAAUGAAUUAGGAGCAACAGAAUUAACAAAAAAGUAUUUUUCUGAAUUGGAAAGAAAAUUCAUAAAAAUUUUGAAUUAUUCCGAAAGUUUACAAAAAUUAUCGAAUGAAGAAUUGGAUUACGAAGAAUGGUAUUCUAUUGCAUCUAAGUUACAAUUAGAACAAUUUAAAAAUAAUGAGCUAAUAUAUUUUAAAAUUUUGAAUCAAAAUAUUUUUUGGAAAGAUGGAGCUAAAAAAUGCACCUCAGAAUAUCUAAAAAGGUUGAAAGCGAAGGGAUUAUACAUAGAUCCAAAAACUGUGAAACUGAUGAAAAACCCUAAAUUAGUCUUUUCUGAAUAUAAAGAUACUAUUUACAAGUCGAAAAUUAUCAGAAAGGGAACAAAUUAUGAUUCAAUGAGCAAUACAAUCGAUGGAAACAUCAAUUCUUUUAGUUUAAAAGUGAUAAACAAUAAACAUUAUGCCAUUUCCUAUUUAUGGGAAUUUAUAAAUAUUGAGAUUUGUAUUAAUGGAAGUAAUAGCAAUUUUGAAGAUAUAAAAUAUAAAUUAAAAAAUAAUAAUAAUUUGUUAAAAUAUAUGAAAAUAUUAACCGAAGAAGAUAUAUAUAAUUUAUUCAUUGCAAUAAUAACAUUUCAUAGACUUAUUGAAUCAAUAGAUGAAAAAACUUUUAAUAAAUAUAAAAGUUACAGAAUUAGUAAUAUGAUAUUUAAUGAAUUAAUAGAUAGAGGUAUAUAUAUAGCUGGUGAUUCGUUAAUAUCAAGAGAAUAUGUAGAAUCCAUAUUUGUUUAUAAUUUAUGGAAACAAAAUAUAAAAUAUGUUAAGGUUAGUAAUGUAUUAAUUAAACCACCAAUUCCUGUGAAAUAUGCAAAUUAUUAUUCCUCGUCUAUAAUAUUUAAAACACUCCGUUUUGUUUAUUCAAAGCCUAAAUUUAAAAUAAAAUUAAUAAAUAUGAUAUCUUAUAUUAUAUAUAAUAUUUUCGAAUUAGACACUGUUAAAAAAUAUAUAAUUAAUACAAUUUCUUCUGAAGGAAUAUUAAGAGGUGGAUUUGAUAUUAUAAGACAGAUUCUAUUCAAAUUAAAUAUAGGUAUUGAUGGAAUUAUUACUAUGUAUACUGCAAUUUUUAUAAAUAUGUAUUAUAUUGUUGAAAAUUGUUAUAUACAAGAUAUAAUUGAGAAUAUAGAUUAUAGACGCAUGUUUUCAAAUUUAUUUUUUUUAUUACAUAAUUCAAUAGAAGAAUGCUAUAUUAAAAUAUUAUUAAACUUAAUCUUCGAUAAUUCAAAUCUUUUAAAAUUUAUAAAUAAACAUGAUAUAAAAGUAAAAGACAUUAUUUUAAAGUUUAAAAGAAUUUUUUUACUUAACUUUGGAAUUUAUAUAAAUUUUUUUCAACACCUAUAUGAUAAUAUUGAGGCGAAAUUCAUAACAUAUAUAAAAUAUUAUGUUACCAAAAUUCUAAAUGAUUUAUUGCCAAUUAACAUUAAUACUAUUGAAAAAAAUUUUCAUACUGAAAAAGAAAAUGUCAAUUUACUUGAAUUUGUUCCAUUUCAUGAUGAAGAAAAUCUUCUACUUAUUUAUACAAACAUUAUUACUCUUGUAAAAUAUGAGCCUUUUAUUCAAAAAUUCAAAACAAAGGCAAUUAAUAAGCAUAAAGAGCUUUUUUCGAAAUUUAAACAAAUAGAAGUAUCGAAAACUGCUCUUAUUGAUAUUAUGUAUAAAAAAGCAAAUGAAAUUGCUAAUUCUAAAAAAAAUAAUUUUUUUAAAAGACAUAUUAAGGAUAUUCCCAAUCAAAAUAAAGAUAUAAAAUCGACUGAUUCCCAAAGUGGUUUACUUUCUACUAUAACGACUUCUAGAAAGGAUAAACAAGAUAAAUCUGUCAAACUACCAAAAUUGGAAUCUUCACUGUCUUCCGAUAGAAAUCAAAAUGCAAAAGAAAUAGAAAUAUAUAACAUUAUCCAAACAGAUACAUAUAGAACAUUGAGCUGCUUAGAAAAAAUGUUUAUAUAUGCCUUUGAUAUUUAUAAUAAUUAUGAUUUAUCAAAACAUAAGACAAAAAUGUGUAGUUCUUUGCAUACCUAUGAUUGGGUAAAAGGAAUACAUAGAGUUAUAAUAAAAAAAUUAAAUAACAUUGCACAUAGUGUAUAUGGAUAUACUCAUUAUCUCCAAUUGUUUAUAAAACUUAAUGAAGUCAUAUGUAAAGUAAAUUUUAAAAUUAAUAUGCAUGGAAAUGUAAAAAAAAAUAAAUAUAUAUAUUUUUUAACUAAAAGAAAAUAUAAAAAUUCAAUAGUAAGUUAUAAUAUAUUUAGAAGACAUAAUCAAUUAUGUUUUUUACUUAUUAAACAUAGAACCGAAAAUGAUAAAAAUAUCCAUAUAUGUUAUGAUGCAGAAAUUAUACCAUUUUACAAAAAUAAUAAUAUAUCCAAAUAUUUUAAUGAUUCUUUUACAAAUAUAAAUAAACUAAAAAACAAAAGUAAAAUACAUGAACAUGCAGAAACUAAUGAAAAUGAUAAUAUAAAUAGAAAUGAAAAUUAUAAAUAUCCAUUUAACUUGAUUGAUAAAAACAACACUCCCCCAAAACAUAAAAUCGGUGCCCUUGUACAAGAAAAUAUGCAUUCAAAAAUGGAUAAACAAAAAAGAGGUAAAAAAAAGAAAGGCUAUAUUUCAAAAAUAAAUAAUCAGGAAUAUAAUUAUCCUAAAAGAGAAAGUGAUUAUGAAGAGGAUAAAAAUAUAUCACGAAGAAGUUUGCAUCCUCGUGGAACUAAACCUAAGAGAAUAAUUGUUAAUAAAAUUAAAAGAUGGAGAGAAAAUGUUAACAAUAAAAGUGAAAAAAAAAUACUAAGUAAUACUUUUAAAAUUGUCAAAAAACCUUUAAAAUAUAUGGGUAGAAAACCAGAGAAAAAAAAAUUAAAAAAAAAUGAAAAAGACAUAGGUUUAAACAACGAAUAUGAUAAUAUAGAAAAAAUUAACAAUGCCUUAAAACAUUUCAAUGAUAAAAAAAUUAUUAACCAAUUGUUAGAAUUUGAAUAUUUUCAUUCUAAUAAAUGGUCAUCAAACAUAUUUAAUUUAACUAUUGAUACAAUGGAUGGGGAUAAUGAAAAUAUUAAACUUAUUUUAGAGGUUGGAAAUUAUAAUAUUAAAAUUUCAUAUCAAGUAUAUAUUAAUAGUUAUAAUAAUAAAGAGUCUUUUCAUGAAUUAAAUAGUUUUAUUAAUAAAAAUAACAUAAGAAGUGCCAUAACAAAAAAAUUAAAGAAAUACUCAAAAUUAAAUUAUAUUAUUAAAAAUAUAUUUAUUCUUAAUAAAAAUAUUAAAAAUGUGUCUUAUGAAAAAAUAAAUACAGAUUUUAAAUCGGAUAUUAACAAUUUUGAUGGAAAAAAUAUAAUUAAAAAAUUAUAUUCAAAAGAUAAUCAAAUAUAUCAAGGAAAUAUAAAAGAACAACCAAACAAGCAUAACACGGGAAAAGACAAAAUUGAAACGAACCCUCAAGUUUUAGAGAUACUAAAAUUUUCAUGGUAUAAAAACAAAUACGAAAGAAGCACAUGCACGCUAUUAGUAGUCAAUGCAAUUAACCCCCUCAUAUUAAAAGGGGAUUAUAGUCAUGACACUUGUAAUACAAAUGAAAAUAUUGAAAACGUGAUGAAAUUCAUUGAAAAUACAGAAGUUAAAGCCGAAAGUAAUUAUGGUCAGAAAUUUCACAAUCUCAACGACCCAGGGGGAAUAAAUGAAGAUGAUGAUAAUGAAAGCAUUCAAAGUAAAGAUGAUAGCGAAGAAAGUGAAAACGAGAGCGAUAGUAACAGCGAAGAAAGUGAAAACGAGAGCGAUAGUAACAGCGAAGAAAGUGAAAACGAGAGUGAUAGUGACAGCGAAAAAAGUGAAAACAAAAGUGACAGUGGCAACGAAGAAAGUGAAAACAAAAGUGAUAGUGGCAACGAAGAAAGUGAAAACAAAAGUGAUAGUGGCAACGAAGAAAGUGGAAAUGAUAGUGGCAAUGAAAGUGAUAUCGACAGCGAAACCGAGAAUUCUGGUGUACACAAAAUGAAGUCGGGAAUGUACGUAAAAUAUAAACGACAUAAAAAACCCAAAGUACAAAAAACUAAAAGAAAUCCUCGGGAAGAAAACUAUUUUUCAAACUAUGAAAAAUAUUUUAAUAAAAUAUACACAUUAAGUGAAGAAGAAGUUUUUUUUAUAAAAAGAAGAAUGGACAAACAGACAGCAAUGGUAAAAUAUAGGCUUAUAUUAUUAUCUAUAAUAAUAAUUAAAAGCAAUAAUUUAAAUACAUUUAAAAAAAUGAAUAAUAUUAGUAAUGAAUAUUUAAGGGAUAAAUAUAAAACAUAUAAAAACAUUGAAUAUAACCAAAAUUAUUUAUUCAAUAAAAAAUAUGUCUAUAUUGAAAAUAAACAUUAUAUAAUAAAAAAAAAGUUGGAAUGUUUAAUGGAGUUAGAAUUUUAUAAAAUUUUAAAAACAUCCUUAGAAAAAAAUAAUAUUUUACAACAAUUUCUAAAUGAUUUAACUGUUGAAGUUUCAGAUAUAAACAAAUAUUUUUAUAAACAUAAUUAUACAAGUAAUUCGAAUAUCCAUUCUUCUAGCUUUUACUUAGAUCAAUUAGAAAAUAUAAAAUUUUUAUGUCCUAUUUUAUAUGAGUUAAAAAACAAAGAAAUAAUUGAUUUGAAAAAUACUUCUAAAAUUGAUAGUUCAAUAAAAUUAACUGAGAACGAAAAAAAAAAUCAAUUAAUUGAAUGUGAAAAAAAUGUUGGUUUUUUUGGAAGUAAUAUUUCUUUUUUCGGUAAGCCCUUAGAUGACUUUAUAGGAAAACGUCCUAUUCAAAACAUUGCAAUGUUUUCUUAUGAAUGUGAAAAAUCUGUUUUUAAUGGAAAAAAUUUAAGCGAAUUAGAUAAUUAUCAUAAAAAUUUUUGUAUAAAUACUAUUCAAAAUGAACUAAAAAACGAUGAUAAACAAUUUGGUAAUAUUAACACUGAUUGGGGAGAUAUGUUAUUUAAUGCAUUUUCUUCAAAAAAAAAUAAUAAUAAUGCAGGUUAUAAUUAUAAUGAAAUAAAAUGCUUUGGAUUUGCAGACAAAGACGAGCUAAAAAAAUAUGAGAAAAAAAAAGAAGCAAAAUGCCAAAUCGAUAUUUUAAAUAAAACAGUUAAUGUUUUACAAAAUCUUAUUGAUAAAUAUUAUAUAAUAAAAAAAGACGGUAUACAUAAUGGAAAUGCAUAUAAUGUAUAUGUAUUAUAUAAAAAUAUAUAUACUGUUAUGUUAUACAAAUUAAUGUAUGAAGCACGAUCAUUUAAUCCAUUACGUAUACAACAGAGAUUAAAUCCAGUAGGAAAUAACUAUACUAAAUUAUUAUAUAAAAAAAAUAAAUCUUCUAAUUUUGCAAAGCGAAUUUUUGAAAAAACGAGUACCUUAUAUUUAGAAAUUGAAUUAAUAUAUAAUGAGCAUGAUUUUUUAAGAAAUGUCCAUUUUCCUAGUGAAUCAGUGGAUAUACUUAUGCACAACCAUAAGCCAUUUACCGAAGAUGCAUAUGGAUAUGGACUAUCAGAAAACCCUAAUAAAAUACUUAAUGAAGGUGAAGAAAAUACAAAAUUAUAUUUUUUUUUUGUUCUUUCUUUAUUAGGACAUUAUCCAGAAGUGCAAAAAUAUAUUUUGCAAGCUUCUGAAAAUGUGGAUAUGAUUUACAACUUGUUAGAUAUAAAUCUUGAUGACAUACAAAAAAAUAAAAAUAUAGGAAAUCAAAAAAAAAUUCCUAAAUACGAUCAUUUAAGAAAUGCACAAUCAGAGCAAAAUAUUGAUUUCCGUGAUCAAAGUGAAUCAAAAGAAAAAAUACAGAAACAAACUAGUAGAGGAAAAAGUUUUUUUUCGAGUCCAUAUACAGCUGCGUAUAAUUAUUUAUUCCCCGAAGGAAGUGAUCAAGGGAAAGAGGAUGAUAAAAAAGAUGGGGAUAAAAAAAAACGAGAAAAACCUAAAAUAGAGGAUUUUGUUUGGAUGGGGAAAGAUCAAAUAGACGACAUUAAAAAAUUAAUAGUAGAACAUAAAUUAGUGGAUAUAUUUAUAAAAGGAAAAAAUUUAAUAAAUUUUAAAAGUUUUUUACAAAAUGAUAAUUAUUUGGAAACAUUUAAAAAUUCUUUAGAAAAUGAAUUAAAAAAAAAAGAUUUUUGUCACCAUUUUAUUAAAACAACUCCACCAUUUAGUUUCAAUAAUUAUAAUGUUCAUCAUUUAUUAUUGUUUGCAUUUUAUUAUGGAUUUUCUGAUAUUAUAAGAAUAAGGAGACCAUAUAUAAAUUUAGAAUAUAGUAUAAACAGAACAAUUGAUAAAAAUGAAUAUAUAUAUUCAUAUAGAACUCAAAAUUACAUUCAUUUUAAUUUAGAACCAGAAAAAAGAGUUUUACUAAAUAAAAUAUAUGAACAAAUUGCAAAGUUUACUUAUAAAUCGGCUUUACAACAUAUAUAUAAUAAUAAAAAUAGACAGAUUUUAUUUGAAUUUAAUAAAGCCCAAAAUGAACAAUUAAUAGAUAUUAUAAAUACUAGUAUCAGCAAAAAAGACAAUAUAAAUAUAUACACUAAAAAUAACAUAAAAGAAAUUACAAAUGUUAUUAAAAUAUUUGUUGAAAAUUAUAUUUUAAUUUUAAAUAAUUAUCCAUCUAAUUUUGGUCUUAGUAAGCAUUCUUCUUUAUAUGAUAAUUUUGUUAAAAAUAUUAAAAAGUUAUUUUUUUCAUUUAACCAGCAAAAUAAUAUAAUAUAUAUUAUUACUCAAAGAGAUAUUUAUUAUAAUAAACAAGUAAUUAAAAAUAAAAAAUAUAAAGAAAAUAUUAUUAAUAUUAUUAAACGACUUUUAGAUUUUGUAUUAUUAGCAUCUGCAAGACCAUAUGAUACCAAUUCUAAUAUUAAGAAUGAUACAUGUUUAAAUGAAAAAUUGUAUAUAGGGAAAAAAAAUGCUAUUAAUAUUUCUAAUGUUAUUUCAGAUAUUACUUCUGAUAUUAGUCCUAAUUUACCCAACCCUUCCACUAUUAACCCAUCUUCAAACAUAGACACUGCAACUACUAGCAGUGUAAAUUUUAGGUAUAUAAAAAAUCCGAACGAACAGCAAUACAGCUUUUCUGAAGAUCCAAGAAAAAAAAAAAAAAAAAUCGUAAGCAAAGCAAGCCUAAAUAGUAGUGUAAAAGAAAGUAAUACCAAUAGUAGAGGUAAAAGUCUCAAAUGUUUCGUAUUGGUAAAUUAUUUAUAUCGAAAAGUUCAUAAUAUAUACUCAGGUUUAGUGGAUAAAGCUAUUUCUUAUACAUUUACUUACGGAUUUGAUUUGUUCGUAAAAAAUAGUAUAUAUCUUUAUGACCAAAAAAAAAGUCUGGUAUAUAAAUAUAUAAUUUAUUAUGUUAAAAUGUAUGUUAUUCAAACUUUAGAUAUGAUAUUUUUAGUUGUACGUGAUUCAGAACUUAAUGUUUCCUUAACAAAUAUAGACUCAAUUAAACAUAGUAUAUUCGAUAUGUGCUUAUUUAAUAUUCAGAAUUUAUCGGUUCUAUCAAAAAAUAUAUUAAAUAUUAUAAGUGAAGAGAAAAUAGAACAUAUUCUAUCAGAUUUAAUUACAAUUAUACAUAUAAAUUAUACAGGAAAUUCAAGAUUUAUUGAAAAUUUAAUUAAAAAUAUUAAUCUAGCUUUAUCAAAAAACAUAGCAUUAAAAAAAAUGUUUGGAGAUUUUAUUUCAUAUCUUUCUAUUUCGUCUAUACAAACAUUUGAAUUGUUUUUUCAUUCGAAAUAUAAACAAAAAUUAAUUAAUAUUAUUAUUACAUUUCUUAAUAAAAUAUCAAAAACAAUAUCAAAUAUAUUAGAAGAAUCUUUUUUCCAGUCUUAUAUUUGCACAAAUAUAAUUAGAUUAGGGGAAUCAUUUAUAAGUGAAUUUAAUGAAGAAAAUACUGUCUAUCGAUUUUUAAUGGAUAUUGGAGACAUUAAUUAUAUGGAUAUUAUUAUUUCUUAUGCAUAUAAAUAUUUUCCAAAAAUAGUAAAUGACUUUAUGCAAGAUUAA
Plasmodium yoelii is the source of this 16131-nucleotide messenger RNA. Its product is annotated as conserved Plasmodium protein, unknown function. The record is from RefSeq and is a predicted model, not a curated record. The transcript is spliced from 7 exons. Lineage: Eukaryota; Apicomplexa; Aconoidasida; Haemosporida; Plasmodiidae. The coding region runs from base 1 to 16131 and encodes 5376 amino acids.